Xylona heveae TC161 is the source of this 707-nucleotide messenger RNA. Its product is annotated as ribosomal protein S9/S16. Lineage: Eukaryota; Fungi; Ascomycota; Xylonomycetes; Xylonales; Xylonaceae. The transcript is spliced from 4 exons. The coding region runs from base 102 to 533 and encodes 143 amino acids. The record is from RefSeq and is a predicted model, not a curated record. Gene Ontology annotation, biological process: translation; maturation of SSU-rRNA from tricistronic rRNA transcript (SSU-rRNA, 5.8S rRNA, LSU-rRNA). Gene Ontology annotation, cellular component: cytosolic small ribosomal subunit; ribosome. Gene Ontology annotation, molecular function: structural constituent of ribosome; RNA binding.
AAUGUUGCGAGACAGGCGAGAUUCGUGAGAAGCCAGCGACGACGACGACGACGACCAUCAUACCCCACGACCCACGCUCGCGCAAGCCUCUAGACACAACCAUGGCUUCCACGCAGAGUGUGCAAUGCUUCGGCAAGAAGAAGACUGCUACCGCCGUCGCCCACUGCAAGGCCGGCAAGGGUCUUAUCAAGGUCAACGGCAAGCCCCUUUCUCUGGUUGAGCCCGAGAUCCUUCGAUUCAAGGUCUACGAGCCCGUCCUGAUCCUCGGCCUUGACAAGUUCGCUGGUGUCGACAUCCGCGUCCGCGUCUCCGGUGGUGGUCACACUUCUCAGGUCUACGCCAUCCGCCAGGCCAUUGGCAAGUCCAUCGUCGCCUACUACCAGAAGUUCGUCGACGAGCACUCCAAGAACCAGCUCAAGCAGGCUCUUGUCCAGUACGACAGAACCCUCCUCGUCGCCGACAACAGACGCUGCGAGCCCAAGAAGUUCGGCGGUAAGGGUGCCCGCUCGAGAUUCCAGAAGUCCUACCGUUAAAUUAUUUUGUGGGGUUGUUGGUGGUAUGGGUGGGCAUGGGUGGAGCAGCGUCUUUCUCGGUUCUCUUGCCCUUGUGUACCUAUCUUUUUCGCUGGUAAUAUCGCCAAUGGAGCAAAAGUAAACAAAACUGGUUUUUGGAUCUUGGAACAAACCGUGCAGUUUUCCUACCUAUGU